This is a messenger RNA of Parathielavia appendiculata, 980 nucleotides long. Its product is annotated as 14-3-3 protein. Gene Ontology annotation, cellular component: cytoplasm. Bases 92 to 790 code for a protein of 232 amino acids. The record is from RefSeq and is a predicted model, not a curated record. The transcript is spliced from 5 exons. Gene Ontology annotation, biological process: intracellular protein localization; signal transduction. Lineage: Eukaryota; Fungi; Ascomycota; Sordariomycetes; Sordariales; Chaetomiaceae.
UCGCUUCCGCCCACAUAUUCAGCUCACCGACUCACUCCGCCUGCCUUGAUCUACCGCUAACCGCAAUCCUGCAGAUACCUCAUCCGUCAAAAUGGGUCACGAAGACGCUGUCUACCUGGCAAAGCUGGCCGAGCAGGCCGAGCGCUACGAGGAGAUGGUCGAGAACAUGAAGAUCGUCGCCUCUGAGGACCGUGAUCUCAGCGUUGAGGAGCGGAAUCUUCUGUCGGUCGCUUACAAGAACGUUAUUGGCGCUCGCCGUGCGUCGUGGAGAAUCGUCACCUCUAUCGAGCAGAAGGAGGAGUCCAAGGGCAACUCCACCCAGGUCGGCCUCAUCAAGGAGUACCGCCAGAAGAUUGAGGGCGAGCUCGCCAAAAUUUGCGAGGACAUCCUCAGCGUCCUUGACAAGCACCUGAUUCCCUCUGCCAAGGCUGGCGAGUCCCGGGUCUUCUACCACAAGAUGAAGGGUGACUACCACCGUUACCUCGCCGAGUUUGCCGUCGGCGACCGGCGCAAGGACUCGGCCGACAAGUCCCUCGCGGCCUACAAGUCUGCCACCGAAGUUGCCCAGACCGACCUGCCUCCCACGCAUCCCAUCCGCCUGGGUCUUGCCCUCAACUUCUCCGUCUUCUACUAUGAGAUCCUCAACGCCCCCGACCAGGCCUGCCACCUCGCCAAGCAGGCGUUUGAUGAUGCCAUUGCUGAGCUCGACACAUUGAGCGAGGAGAGCUACAAGGACAGCACCCUGAUUAUGCAGCUCCUUCGCGACAACCUGAUGUUGUCUUUCUCUUGAUAUGAUAACCCCGGUUUGGCAAAUCCCUUGGUGGAAACGGUGUCUUUGGAGCGCGGACUGGAGAUCCCACGUACCCUUUGCAUGUUUACGGAGAUACACAAGACCUUGAUGGGCGGUUCAUCACGGCAGUUGAGGGCUAGAGUGCAGCAUCUCGGAAGGGGUAUUGAUUCCUUUCUCAGAUCGCCUGCGU